Messenger RNA from Abrus precatorius (Indian licorice), 2037 nucleotides. Its product is annotated as thioredoxin-like 3-2, chloroplastic. NCBI's taxonomy places the organism in Eukaryota, Viridiplantae, Streptophyta, Magnoliopsida, Fabales, Fabaceae. Gene Ontology annotation, cellular component: chloroplast stroma. The record is from RefSeq and is a predicted model, not a curated record. The coding region runs from base 96 to 662 and encodes 188 amino acids. The transcript has 6 exons.
AUGUUGAGUUUGACCCAUUAACACACUCUUUCUCCCCUCAAACCUGCUCUCCUCUUUGGACUAUUGCGUUUUUUGUUUUCCUUAGCAGCCACCAAAUGUCACAACAUCUUCGGACUCUUCAGCCUCCACCAUUCUCCUCGGUAGCUCCAACAACCAAGUUAGAUUCAUUCUCUCUCUCCCGCUUCAGCUUCGGGCUCCAUACCUCCGUCUCUCCGUUAAUUUCCAUUUCCUUUGGCUGUGCGCGCCAAACCCCUGCUGUUCCGUUGAGUCAGCAAGGGUCAUUGCAACCGGAAGAGCCUGUUUUCCUUUACCUUCAACCCAUCUCCAGCGAGACCCACUUCGAUCAUGUCCUCCUCGAGGCUCAGCAAUUCGACGACGCCAUCGUUGUCGUUUGGAUGGCAAAUUGGUGCAGAAAAUGUAUAUAUUUAAAACCAAAAUUGGAAAAGUUAGCAGCAGACUAUUAUCCAAGAUUGCGUUUCUACAGUGUUGAUGUUAAUACAGUUUCACACAAACUUGUUGCUCGUGCUGGAGUAACUAAAAUGCCAACCAUACAACUGUGGAAAGACAGCAAGAAACAAACUGAAGUCAUUGGUGGCCAUAAAGCAUAUUUGGUAAUAAAUGAGGUUCAGGAGAUGAUUGAGAAUGAGUGCACAAGUUCUUAGGCCAGCAGACUAAUUUUUCACUAUUUUCAAUAUAUUUUAUCAAUUGGUUUUACGUGACUACAUUUAUUUUUUCUCCUUAAAUGUAACAAAAAAGAACAGACAUUUUGUUGCUCUUCUUUUUUAUUAUUUUACAAUAGCAUUGCUUUUAGAGUAUCUUAUAUACAAAAAAACAUAAAUGGUGUUCAAAUCCUUUUAGUUGGGGGAUAUCACAUAAUUUGAUGUUUUUCUUAUUAAAUUAAGAUGUCAAAUGUUUAUAAUUACCUCUUUCAAAGCAUAUCUCUACUUAUUUUUCUCUGUUUCUUUUAUAUGUUAACAUUGGAGGUUUACGAGAGGGGGAUAGGUGUCCUAUAUGGAAGAUCAUCUUUGGUGUUUUUGCACUGCAAUCCUAAAAACUGGGUUUAGAUUUGGUUAAGCUUCAAGAUUGCUUGUUCUAAAAUCAAUUGUCUAAUUAUGACCGUUUUGAAGAAGCCACUAUUUUACAUUUCCUUUAGAAUAUUAGCUUAGUAUUCGUGGCAAAAAACACUAUUUGUUCCUUGUACAAUAUCAUGAAUAAAGGGAUAACGUAAUGCCUGAGAGACUCACCUAGUGGAGUCUAGGAGGGUAGAUGUGUGCUGCCUUACCCCUGCAAGUAGAGAGGUUGUUUCUAGGUUUUUAACUACAUCAGCAUAAAGGAACAAAAUGGCAUGGAAUGGAUUUGUUGGUGCGCUGUAUCACCUUCAACAAAAGCACAAAGGUUUCUAGUGGCACUUCUUUCAGUUUAGGCCAAAGGAGAAGUUGGGGUAGGACAUUGGCACCAAAUAUGGAAACUAAAGAUGUUUUUCCCACGCUUGUAUAGCUGCAUGACAUCCAAGAGAAAGCAGAGACAGAUUGAAAUCCGACUAAAUAAUCUCCAAAGCCACAACCAAGUCUAGGAAGGGCUCGAGGCAUCCGGCACUACUGAUCCAACCUUAACUUCAAACCCAACAAAGAACUCGUCAAACCACUUCUGAACAUUUGAGUUGUGUGUGGGGGAGUUGCAACAAAACCACCAUGGAUUGAGCCAAACUAUAAUUUUCCUUCCAUUGGGUUACAAAUCCUAGACCAACUCAUCCUGCCAAAUAACAUCUUACCUAUGUCAGCAUCAUGUAUGAUCUCACCUGCUCAAUUCCUUCACCACUAACCCGUACUAGUGGCUUUUCUUUUGUAUUUAUCUCUCUCUAUAUGACUUUGUCAAAUACCUAUCCUUAAAGAACAAAAGCUUUUUACUAGCAUGACACGGCUUAGAGAUAGUAUAAUUCAGCUUCUUUAUCUCUCUUCAGUUCGUUUGAUGUCGUAGUUACAUAUUCUAAUUAGGUUGACUUUAAUUAUGGGGCAUAAUUGCAAGUUUUGACUUUAU